GGGAGGCGGCAGCGGGUGGGUGACAACUAGCUAGCUAGUUAGUUUGUGCUCAGGUUUAUUGUUAAGGUUGUAUGGAGUAGCACUGUGAUUCUCAAUCCCUUUUGACAAUAUCAACAAAAGCAUUAGCCAUGAGUUAAUGAUACUAGUCCUACUCUUAAGAAAGGAGACCACACACUACAUCAGCACAGCUGUUUUUUCCACACACUGAGGAACAGAGUCACAUCAGCUGAAGGAACCUUUCUACCAGCAAUGAAUGAAACCAGGAAAGAAGAGACACAGCUCCACCAACACUAAUACACACACUUACAUUAAUACCAAACAUACAACCUUUUAUUCCCUAAUCGUGUCUUGCCUCAACAUGGCAAACUCAGUGGCCACUCUAGUGGUCCAAGCGGAACUAUUACCCCCUCAAUCGUCCUCCUCCCUCUCUCCCUUCCCAUCGCUGCAGGGAUCAGGAGAAGGGGAGGAGGACAGGGAAAGGGGGGAAGAAGUGGAUGGGGAGAAAGGGAUGGUGGAGGGGAAUGAGGAUAUAGUGCUAACCAGGGUAGGGGUGCAGAUGGUGACGUCAUCGGUCCAUCUCCAGGAGCACCCUGAGCACCCGUUCCAGUGCCUGGACUGUGGCAAGAGCUUCAAGUGGUCUUCAAGGCUGGCCCACCACCAGCGCAGCCACAACAACGAGAGACCCUACCGCUGUAACCUCUGCCCCAAGGCCUUCAAGGGCUCCUCCGCACUCCUGUACCACCAGAGGUCUCAUUCAGGGGAGAAGCCCUAUAAGUGUGACGACUGUGACAAAGCCUUCAAACGCUCCUCUCUGCUCCAGGUCCAUCGUAGUGUCCACACAGGCCUGCGGACCUUCCAGUGCCCCUACUGCCCGCUCACCUUCAAGUGGAGCUCCCACUACCAGUACCACCUGCGCCAGCACACGGGCGAGUGCCCCUACCCCUGCGACAGCUGCCCCAAGGCCUUCAAGAACUCCAGCAGCCUGCGCCGACACAAGAAUGUUCACCUGGGUCUGAAGCCCUACGUGUGCACCGUGUGUACCAAGGCCUUCACCCAGUCCACCAACCUCAGACAACACAUGAGAAUCCACACAGGAGAGAGGCCCUACAUCUGUGGAGAGUGUGGACGCAGUUUCACACACUCGUCCAAUCUGGCCCUGCACCGAAUUCUCAAAGUCACACUGGAGGCCACGGUGGGGUUGGGGGUUGGGGAGGUGUUCCUAUCGUCAGGUCACCUCCUGCCCCAUCUCACCCUCACCCCCACCCAGGGGGGCGUGUGCACAUCCAGGGCCAUCGGGACAGAAGUGCACAUGAGCACGGAGUCGGGCGCCAGCGUGCUGCUGUACAGCUGUGGCAGCUGUAGUCAGACAUUCAGCACACGGACAGAGCUAGAGGACCACCAGGCCAUGCACCUGGGCCCUGGGGAGGAGGGGGGCAGCGGGGAGGGGGGAGAGGGAGGGGUGGGGCAUCUGCUGGCUGACUUUGAGGAGGUGGUGGAGACGACGGCAGCAGAGAACGGACACACUACUGCUGAACUACUGGGACUGACCGGGGGAGUGGACGGAGGGAAUAUGGGGACUACCCAGGCCCAGUUCGACCUGCUGCAGAGCUUCACAGUGGGGGCUCAGAUCCCCACAGACAGCGUGGAGACAGCGGGUAGCACCACAGGUACAGGGAUGGGCACAGAGUGCGUCUACUGUGGGAAGAGCUUCAAGACCAGCGGAGGGCUCAACAGACACCUGGCACAGGUCCACUCCCUCUCUCCCUCCCAGUCUCGCUCCCAGUUCAGCUGCUCUGCAUGCGACCGCUCCUUCACCCUCCUCUCUUCCCUGCUCACCCACCAGCACUCCCACACCCCUGAGCAGCGCCUCCUGGCCGAGGCUGAGGCGGAGAUCGUCUGCCCCGCGUCCCUGUCCCUUUCCCUGCCCCUUCCCUCCUCCCCCAGCCAGGGGGACCAGCACCAGGACACCCAGGGGGACAUCCACGUCCGCCUGAUGGCUGUGACCGAGGAGGGGGACAGGGAGGUGGUGAAGGCAUCCAGCAGAGCAGUGGUCAAGGGCCAGAGGAGAGGAGCAGCUAAGAGGCCGUACCGUUGCUCUGAGUGUGGGAAGGCCUUCAAGGGCUCAUCAGGUCUGAGGUACCACAUGAGGGACCACACAGGAGAGAGACCCUACCGCUGCACAGAGUGUGGCAAGAGCUUCAAGAGGUCCUCACUGCUCUCCAUACACCAGAGGGUGCAUACAGGUGUGCGAGCGUUCCAGUGCCCCUACUGCCAGCUCACCUUCAAGUGGAGCUCCCACUACCAGUACCACCUGCGCCAGCACACGGGCGAGCGGCCCUACGUGUGUCAGGAGUGUGGCAAGUCCUUCAAAAACAGCAGCUGUCUGAGGAGGCACAGUCAGCUCCACUCUGGCCUGCGCCCUCACAUCUGUCCCAUCUGCUCCAAGUCCUUCUCACAGACCUCCAACCUCAAACAGCACGAACGCACCCACUCAGGCGAGCGGCCCUUCCAGUGUGCCCAGUGUCACAAGAGCUUCACCCACUCCUCCAAUCUCCAGCUCCACCUGAGAACCCACUCCUCCAGGAAGGACUACAAGUGUCCCUUCUGUGGGAAGGAGUUUGUCAUGCAGUCCUACUUGCAGAGGCACAUGAGGACCCAUGGGAACGGGGCUGUGGCCGGGGACGCUGGGGUGGGGGGGAAGGAGGGAGGCAGGGCAGGUAAAGGGGGUGGAGGGGUGACAACCACCACCACCUUACUAAACCCCAUCACCCUAGAGACCACAGGGAACUCUGGGUCUCUGAUCGUGUCUCAGCCUGCGCUGGACAUUCCCCCCAACACCUCCCAGAACUACUUCAUGAUCCAGACAGCAAAUGGGCUUCAGCUCAUCCCCCUGUCUGCCCCCGCCCCCCUCCUCCCCUCCGCCUCCCCCAGACACAGUACAUCCUCCUACAAUGCCCCUCCACCAAUGGGAGCCAGCCCAGCCUGA
Oncorhynchus nerka (sockeye salmon) is the source of this 2986-nucleotide messenger RNA. RefSeq names its product zinc finger protein 628-like. The transcript has 10 exons. Gene Ontology annotation, molecular function: chromatin insulator sequence binding. Gene Ontology annotation, cellular component: chromosome. Gene Ontology annotation, biological process: regulation of transcription by RNA polymerase II. The record is from RefSeq and is a predicted model, not a curated record. Bases 254 to 2986 code for a protein of 910 amino acids. NCBI's taxonomy places the organism in Eukaryota, Metazoa, Chordata, Actinopteri, Salmoniformes, Salmonidae.